Closterium sp. Yama58-4 is the source of this 6879-nucleotide messenger RNA. The record is from the annotation of a GenBank genome assembly. NCBI's taxonomy places the organism in Eukaryota, Viridiplantae, Streptophyta, Zygnematophyceae, Desmidiales, Closteriaceae.
AUGAACAUACCUCCAGCUCUCAACCUUCAGAGUAUGCAGGAUGCAGCGGCUGCCGACACAAGCGCUGCGUAUUGGAGAGCCGCAGCUGCAGCCGCUGCUGCCGCGGCUGCAGCGUCGUACCUUCCGCAUGGUCACGGCAACGCGCACGUGGCGUCUCAGGGGCCUGGUGCUGUGGGAAUGGCCAUGCACGCGCCCAACUUCCUCAUGCCCCAAGCUUCCGCCAAUCACAUCCGGUCGCCUGCGCCGAACGCUAUUGCUGCGGGGACCAUGGCUGGCCUCGCCUUCUCCUCUUCCGCCGCCGCCGCCGCCGCCGCUGCGUCCGCUGGCGCGGCGAUGAUGCAGAACUCGCUGUCGAUGCACGCGCGCUUCUUCCCGUCCCUCCACCCGCACGCGGGCCUGACGCAGCACCAUCAGCUGCACCAGCUGCAGGCCGGGAUUCCCGGCAUGGCGACACCGCAGGUGGUGCUGGGAGCGCAUUCUCAGGCGUCCUUGCCGCACAUGGGGUUGCUCCCCGCCCAGCAGAUGGCGAUGCACGGGCAGCCCGGCAUGCUCCCUGGCCUGCCGCUCGCCUCCGACCCCAACUACCUCGCCGCGCACCACCUGGCCCAGCAGCAACAGCAGCAGCAACUGCAGCUUCAGCACGAGCAGCAGCAACAACAACAGCAAGUCGCGGCCCUGACUCCCGUUCCGCCUCCGCCUUCGGUUCUACUGGGAGGCGCGCACAAGGCGCACAUGCAGGAGACGCAGAUUCAGAAGCAGCACGAAGCCCUUCCAGCGCAGCUGCAGCAGGUGCAGGGGUCGCAGCAACAGGAGCAACAAGCGGGCGACGCCACCAAAGGACCAGCCAACGGAGAGUGGGGCGGCAACGACGGCGACCUCGCAACCAAGGUGCGGAAGCCGUACACGAUAACGAAGCAGAGGGAGCGGUGGACGGAGGACGAGCACAACAAGUUCCUGGAAGCGCUCAAGCUCUACGGCCGCGCCUGGCGCCGCAUCGAAGAGCACAUCGGCAGCAAGACCGCCGUGCAAAUCCGCAGUCACGCGCAGAAGUUCUUUACCAAGUUGGAGCGCGACGGCACCUCCGCCGCCACGUCGCAGAUGGACAUCGAGAUCCCCCCGCCGCGCCCGAAGCGCAAGCCCGCGCACCCGUACCCGCGGAAGGCGGGUUCCGCCAGCAGCUCGCAGCCGCAGGCGCCACAGAGGCAGAACAGCCAGCACAGCCUGUCCAAGGCGCUACAGCAGGCGUCACCGCCGCUGCUGCCCCCUCCUCCUGCCCCUCCCAAGGCUCUUCUCCCCUGCAUGAAGCAGCUCCAGCUGCCACAGCCGCCACCGCCGCCGCCUCAACCAAAGCAACGUGUGCAGCCGAACCAAGCGGCAGCAGCGCAGCAGCAGGCGGUAGCGCGCGAGAAGGGUAAGCACAAGGCCCGGCAGGCAACCUCCCAGCAGCGCGCCGAGGCAGAGGAAUCAGAGCCGCAGCAGCAGCAGCAGCAGCAGCAGGCGCGGUCGAGCAGGCAGGUGUCGCAGGGUCUGAGCUCGCAGCGCACGCAGUCGCAGACGUCGCGCUCCGCGCUACCCGUGUCGUCCGACCAGUCGUGCGGCAACCAGCGCGCCGACGACGGCCUCGACUCCAAGUACGUCUCGCCCGUCCCCGCCGCCGCCGCCGCCGCCGCCGCCGCCGCCGCCGCCGCCGCCGCCGCCGCCGCCGCCGCGCCGCAGAGCUACGUCAAGGCGGAGGCCCAUGCGCUGCCCGCCGUCGUCACGUCCCCCUCGCUGCUCGCCCCUCAGCGCGACGGUGCGCGCGGCGACGCGUGCGGGUCGCCGUACUCGUCGCCGCCGACGGAGGGCGACAGCGGCGCGCGGCAGUCGCCUGACCAGCGCAGCACGCUGAAGCUCUUCGGUAAAACGCUCGCCACUCCCCCCGCCAUGCCUCCGCCUCCCCUACCCCCCGCUGUGCCACUGGCAACCUUGCCGCCCCCCGCUCCCCAAGGCACCAGCCCUCUUGCCAAUGCACCGGGUGCCGCUGGUGCUGCACCUGCUGCCUCGGCGUCUCCCGACGGCAGCCCUGCGCGCUCGCCGCCGCUCCACCCGCCGCUGCUCUCCCUUGCAACGCCCCCCGCCGAUCUUGCUCCGCCCUCUGGCGCGCAGCACUGGCGUCUCAAGCACUCAGCGGGUGAAGGCGGCGCAGGGGACACACAAAAGGCGGAAUACAAGGAGCAAGAGGAGGAGGAGGAGGAGAAGGAGGAAGAGGACGACGGGGAGGAGGAGGAUGAGGGGGAGGAGGAGGCGGAAGACCGUGCGCCGAUGGUAACGCGGUCGCUGUCGCUUCCAGAGCCUCCAAGUGCCGCCGGCCUCGCGGAGGACUCGCAGGGGCUGUGCCUCUCAGAGAGGCCGCACGCCGCACCACCGGCGCACGGGGAGCGGAUGGCGGAGGCAGGUGCAAGAGGCCGCGCGGAGCACCGGGGAAUAGCGGCAGCGCAGCGCGCGAUGCGGUCGUUGAGCGUGACGGGGCACGACGUGUCCACGUCAGCGUGCGGCAGCUUCUCAGAGCGCUCCGUGGUGCUCGAGUCGGGCCUCUCCGUCGAGCCCCUCCCCGCCGCCGCCCCGCUGCCGCCACCCGCGCCGCAGCGCGCGGACCGCGGAGGGGCAGCACCGGCAACGGCAGCAGACGGUUCGCGCGAUGCUGCGUGCGCCUCUCCCGGCCCCGUUGCUGGGGUCCACGGCCACGCGGAGGGCGGCGAUGCAGUGCGCGCUGGUGCCGCAGCCACUGGAGCAAGCCUGCCGUACAUAAACCAGCUGUUCGCUUUCCCUGCCGCCCCCCCCGCCCUCAACCCCACCGCCAACGCAGCAGCAGGCACAGCCGCAGCAGGUGCAGCAGGUGGAGCAGCAGACGCUGCUGCCAGUGCUGCGGGGCUCAGUCCGCCGCAGGUGGAGAAGACGGCAGGUCCCGUAGAGGCGGGAAGAGGAGAGGGGGAAGCAGGGGCGGCAGCAGGCGAGGCAAAUGAAGGGGCAGGCGGGGCUGCAAUGGAGGGUGGUGUGGCGAGUCCCACACAGGGGGCGUCAGGGCCAGGCGUGGCCAUGGCGACACAGUGGUCGCCGUCUCUCAUGUCAUCCAUGGCUGGCCUCUCCAUGCUCAACGCCGCCGCGGCCGCUGCGGCUGCCUCCGCCGCCUCUGCCGCCGGUGCAACCACAGCCGCCGCUCCCCAUCGCCCCCCCUUUGACUACGCCGCCGCCGCUGCUGCUUCAGCGCGCGGUUCUACCACUUUCCAGGAAGCAGCAGCGUCAGCUCAGAUGGCCGCAGCUGCUGCUAUGGGCCUGCAGUUUCCUGGUUGCUUCAUGCCAGGGAGCGAGGAGGCGGUGCAGCAGCAGCAGAUGCUGUUCCCGGCGCCCUUCCCCUUCGUGGACUUCCACUCGCCUGGCUUCCAUCCCAUGCACCACCCGGGCUACCUGCUCUCGCCCUACCGUGCACCUGUGCCGCACCCGCACUCAGUGGCGGCGUUCCAGACGUUUGACUCGUACCUGCGCAUCUACGGUCCUGCCUUCGCCUCCAUGGGCGCCUCCUCCUUCGCCGCCUGGCACGCCCCCCGCGCGCAGCAGCAGCAGCAGCAGCAGCAGCAGCAGCAACCGGGCCCUCCGCAGCUGCUGCCUGGCACUCACAGUGCUGCGGCCGCCGCCACAGCGGCUGCGUCUGCUGGUAUGUGGCCCAAUCUACCUGGUAUGGCAGCAGGCUCUGCGCCGUUCCUCGCAGCUCCAGCUCCAGCAGGUGGGGUGGGGAGCCCUGCCAAGGCUGUGGAAGCAGGGGCGGCAGGCGCGACAGGAGCAGUUGCACCUGCACCUGCAAUGACACCUGCUGCCGGAGAGGGAACGAGCGCUGCUGCUGCUGCUGCUGUCCCGGUCGCCGCCAGCGCCACCCCAGUGGAUGCGCAACUCGCGUCGCCGCCAGCGCCCCCGCGCACGCUGUCCGCGGGCGACGACCCCGCAGCAGCCGCCAUGGCCGUGACCAUGGCGGCGGCGUCCGCGUGGUGGGCGCUGCAGGGCUCCAUGCCGCCCGGCGUCUUCCUCCCCAUGUCGCCCGCGCAGGCCUUCCGCCCCCCCUUCAACGCCAUUCCACCUCUCCCUGCUGGCGCCGCGGCCGCCGCUGCGAUGCAGAUUGGUUGGCCGGGCGCAGGGGAGGGGGAAGCAGGAGGUAACGGUGAAGGCGCGGGGACUGACGCGGCAGGUGCGGCUGGUGGUGGUCCUGGUGGCGCUGCUGCCGCUGCAGAGGCAGGCUUUGCCAACGCCACAUUUGCAGCACCCGAGCAGCAACAGCAGCAGCUACAGCAGCAGCAGGAGGAAGCGCAGCAGCAACAUGAGAUGGGGGGAGCGGUGGAGACGGGGGAUGACGGCGGCGAGGGGUCGUCGGGCAAGGCAAUUCCCGAGGGCGCGCAGGGCAAGGCGGAGGCGAACGACACGGCGUACAGCGCGUCGCAGAGCCAGGGCGGCGACGACGCCCUCGGCGAUAACGACGGCGACGAUGCGCGCGCGGACGAGGAGGAGGAAGAGGAGGAGGAGGAAGAGGAGGAGGAGGAGGAGGUGGGCGGAGAGGCGGGGGAGGGGGAGGAAGAGGGGGGGUUCGUGGCGCUGGUGCGGAGCAGCGAGGUGGAGGGGCAGGACGAGCUGCGCCUCAUGGCCAGCGAGCGAGAGGCGCUCGCCGCCAUGCUGCAAGGCGUCAACGCUGACGUGGAUGCUGACGUGGAUGCUGAUGUGGAUGCUGACGUGGACGUUCAGGAGUCUCAGCAGACGGUGGUGGGGUCGUCGGCGCCGACAGGAGCCAGCAAGGCGCUGGACUCGAGCACGGGCGCGGCGCAGGGCGGGAGGCGCGCGUCGUGGCACGGGCAGGGGCAGGGGGACGUGCGGGAGGUGGGGAAGACGAGGAGUGCAGGGGAUGCAAGGCCGCUCGCACACGGGCACCGAUUACAGCAGCACGCAGGGCAGCACAGGGGCGGGGCAGGGGGCAGUGAGGGCGGGCAGGGGAGGAGUCCUGGAGAGGGCGGCAUGGGGCCGUGCACUGACUCGUCGCCCUCUGUGUGGGCCUCCAACUCCACCCCGCCCCACCACGCCCACGCGCCCCGACACACCGCCAACGCGGCGGCUGACGAGGCGAGCGCGAAGAUGAGCGCGUGCGGGCCUGGUAUGGGCGGGGAAGGAGCGGGGUCCGGUGGGGGGGAGGGCAGUGGCGGGGAUGGGAACGAGGGGGGCACCGAGGGGCUGGUUGGAGGAGGAGAGGGGAGAGUUGCUGGUGUGGAAGGCGAGGGGGCCAAAGCAGGGGGAGGCGAGGGAGCGGGAGGGAAAGAGGGCGUGGGAAUGGCGGGGGAGAACGAGGGACCGCGGAGGAAGCGACUGCGCGGUCAUUCCGUGAGUGGUAGCAACACUCCACCUCCCACUACCAGACAAACUCUGCCCUCCGGAGACACGCCUGUGCCGGCCGAAGGUGGCGCAGGGGAGGCAGCAGCGGCGGGAGAGGGAGCAGAGCAGCAAGGGGACGUGCGUGCCACCCCGUCGUCCUCAGGCAGUCGCGGGCAGAACGGCAACGGCGAUGGCAGUGGCAGCGGCACGAAGCACGAGGGCGGAGGGGGGCCCGAGGGGUCAGGGGAGAACGGACCAAGCUCCAACUCGUCUGAAUGCGGCAACGAGGCGGGCAGAGAGCGCCUGGGCGGGUCCAGUGAUGGCGGCACGAGUGAGAGGGAGGCGUGCAAGCGGCGUGAGAGGGACGUGUCUGAGGAGGGUGCGACUGCCAAGAGCGCCGUGAAUCGCCUACCUGACGGCGAGGCGGGUGGGGAGAGCGAUGGGAAGGACGUGGAGGGCAAGGAGGAGUUGAAUGCGGGGUGUGGCGAGGAGGAGGAGGAGGAAAAGGAGGAUGAGAACAAUGAAGAGGCAGGUGCUGAGGGGCAAGCGAUGGAGGCGGAGGGGGCAGAGGAGGAGGGGCAGGCGGGUGAGAUGGAGAGAGGUGGUGCGGUUGAGGAGAGGAGCGCCAAGCGGAGGAAGGUGGUGGCAGCGGGUGCAGGCGAGGAGGGGUGUUCGCGAGUGGUGGGUGGGGCGCCGCAGGGCAGCAGUGCGCCCACUGCUGGCAGCAGGUCGCACACGCCCCUCAGCCUCUCCACCCCGCAUGCCCUGCUGCUGGGGCUGGACGCCCAUCAUGCAGUCACGCGUGCUGAGGGCCAGCAGCACAAGGAGGGCGGCGGCGACACCAACGCUGCUGACGGUCUAGAGCAGCUGCAGCUGCAGCUGCUGGGGAAGAAACGCAUGGGGGCGGCAAGAGGAGCAAGCGGUGGUGGGCGCAAGGGCGAGGAGGGCGAGGAGGGGUCGCUGAAUGAAGCGAGGGGCAGUGCUGCUCGGCCUGGGCGCACGGAGACGUCUCAAGUGGUGGGCGCUGGCAGGCGCGAGCUGAGAGGCGACGGCCAUAAGGGGGAGAGCAGUGAUGGGGGGGAAGAAGAGGGGAGGGAGGCUGGGGGUGGAGGAAGGGGAGGGAAUAGCGGUGGUGGCGAGGGCGAUGCGAUGGUGAAUGAAGAGAGAAAAUCAGCUGCCUUGCUGCAGGCUGACACCCGGCACCCAUGGAACACUGAGAGCACUGCGGGAGUGGAGGUGCAGCGCAGGGAGCAAGGGCAGGGCGUCAUAUCGGCGCGGCUGGUGCACGGUGUGGGUGGUGAUGAGGCGAACAAGCACGGCGAGUGGAAGCGGGGGAGGAAGCAGAAUAACCACCGCUUCCAGCCGUACAGCCCCCGCAAGGAGCGCACCGAGCACCGCAGUGCCCCCGCCCAUGGCGCCACUGCUGCUGGCCCACCCCCCACUGAGGCCAAGGGUGACAUGGGGGAAGGGGAGGGCAAGCAGAUGCAGCAGGCCUGA